GCAAUGACCCCUUUGUUAUAUUACUCACUCAUUUCCCUUACUUUCAUUUUAACCAUGAAUUUUUUACUCCAAAAAAUAAAUUCAAAAAACCUACCACCAAGUCCAUUAAUAACUCUUCCCAUAAUAGGAAACCUUCACAACAUAAACCUCCCACUUCACCGUUCGCUUCACAACCUUUCACAAAAAUACGGCGACGUCUUCACCCUAUGGUUUGGUUCACGUCGUGUUGUUGUCAUCUCCUCUCAAACCCUAUUUCAACAAUGUUUAACCAAACAUGACGUUGCUUUAUCAAACCGGCCCCACUUCCUCACUGGAAAACAUUUCUUCUACAAUUACACUAGCUUAGACUCUGUCGCAUAUGGUGACCACUCGCGUAAUCUUCGUCGAGUCAUCACCGUUGAUGUCCUCUCAACACAACGUCUCAACUCCUUAGUAGAAACGCGAAGAAAAGAGGCGUUGAAGCUUAUAACAAAACUAGCUAAGGAUACGUGUGAGGAAUUCACACGUGUCGAGCUGAGGACUAGGUUAAGAAAUAUGACGUUUGAGAUUAUGACGAGAAUGGUCGCUGGUGAAGCUACGGAAGGGAAAAAGUUUAAAAAUUUAAUAAAUGAAAUGAUGCCGUUGCUCGGGGCAAGUAAUAAGGGAGAUUUUGUGCCUUUAAUUAGGUUGUUUGAUUUUAAUGGUGUGGUUAAGAGGAUGAAGGAUAUUGGCAAGAGAGGUGAUUUGUUUGUGCAAGGAAUUGUUGAUGAGAUUAGAAGUGGGAAGCAUGGACAUGGUAAUAACAUGGUGCAACAUCUUUUGACUCUACAAAAAUCUCAACCUGAGCAGUACUCUGAUGUGAUUAUCAAAGGGCUUAUUCAGGGUAUGUUUCUUGGUGGAACUGACACAUCAGCUGUAACUCUAGAGUGGGCAAUAUCUACUUUAUUAAAUAACCCACAUAUAUUGAAGAAAGCAAAAGAUGAAAUAGAUACUCAAAUAGGAUAUGAUCGAUUGAUAGAUGAAUCCGACAUUCCAAAUCUUCCAUACAUUCAAAAUAUUAUCUACGAGACACUUCGAUUGUACUCUCCUGCUCCGUUACUAUUGCCUCGUUUUACUUCAAACAAGUGCAAUUUCGAAGGAUUUACUAUUCCAAGUGACACCAUAGUGUUGAUUAAUGCAUGGGCCAUUCAAAGAGAUCCCAAAAUUUGGAAUGAUGCUUCAUGUUUUAAGCCAGAGAGAUUUGAAAAAGAAGGGGAAGCAAAAAAGUUAAUUGCAUUUGGUUUUGGAAGAAGGAUUUGUCCUGGAAUGGGUUUGGCAUAUCGCACAAUGGGCUCGACUUUGGGAUUAUUGAUUCAAUGUUUUGAAUGGAAACGAAUAUCUCAUGAAGAAGUGGAUAUGACAGAAUGCAAAACAGGGCUUGUGAGUGAAAAGCUUAAUCCAUUAGAAACAAUGUGUAAGGCACGACCAAUCAUCAAGAAAAUUAUCCAAGAAUUAAAUAUCUAG
This is a messenger RNA of Trifolium pratense (red clover), 1482 nucleotides long. Its product is annotated as isoflavone 3'-hydroxylase-like. Lineage: Eukaryota; Viridiplantae; Streptophyta; Magnoliopsida; Fabales; Fabaceae. Gene Ontology annotation, molecular function: heme binding; monooxygenase activity; iron ion binding. The record is from RefSeq and is a predicted model, not a curated record. The coding region runs from base 4 to 1482 and encodes 492 amino acids. The transcript has 2 exons.